Molecule: messenger RNA, 2412 nt
Organism: Harmonia axyridis
Lineage: Eukaryota; Metazoa; Arthropoda; Insecta; Coleoptera; Coccinellidae
Exons: 1
Coding region: 1-2412 (803 amino acids)
Source: RefSeq, a predicted model, not a curated record
AUGGUAUUAUGUAAAGAAUGUGGCAAGAAGCUUGCUGAUAAUAAUUCUUAUCUCAUUCACAUUUCAACAAUUCAUAGAUUUUUGAGUAACUUUUCAUGUGGCCAACAGGAUUGUCCAAGGAAGUUCAAUACUUUAUCAUCUUUGAAAAAACAUACACAAAAAUUUCACUCAGAGAAAAAUGUGGCCAAAAAUAAAAAUUCUGAAUCUAAAUCCUCUUCUAAUAAUUCUUUCCAUUAUGACAAUGAGGUUUUAUAUGAUGAAUGUCCAGAACUGUCCGAAAAUUCUCCUAAUAUUGUAGAAACUAUUUUGCAAGAUACAUUUGAAUUGCAAAUGUUAACUUUUGUGAAUAAACUAUAUUCUCAUCCUGCCAUCAAUAGAUCUGUUGUUCAUGACAUUAUAGGCACUACUUCUGAGCUGAUCAAUAACAUAUUCUCAAAUAUCCUUUUAAAAAUUGAAGAUUUACCAAAUCUGCAAGGUCAUUCAUCCUAUAAUGAAAUUAUCUCAGCGCUAUCAACGGAUAUUUUCAAAUCUUGUAAAUCAGAGUAUAAACGGUUUCAACUUUUGGCAAAACAUAAUUUAUAUUUCAAACCAGAAGAGUAUUUCAUUGGCUACCUCCCUGAAAGUAGAACCUCAUCUAUUGCUAGUACAUCACAAGUACUCACAAAACAAUGUAAAGGCGUAAUUAUAUCUCUCAGAAAAAUUCUUAAAAAAUAUUUAGAAACCCCUGGUGUUCUUCAAUACAUGUUGGAUUAUAUCAAAAAUGAAGAAGAGGUUUCUGAUUAUAUGAGCAGCAUGUUUAAUUGUAGCUUAUGGAAAUUUAUAAAAAAUAAAAUGGGGAAUAAAACGAUACUUCCUUUAUAUUUAUAUUAUGAUGAUUUUGAGACUGGAAAUGUUUUAGGAACCCAAGCAGGAGUUCACAAAUUAGGGGGAGUUUAUGUGUCGUUUGCUUGUAUGGGGCCAGAAUUUGCAUCAAGAUUAGAAAGUAUAUUUUUGUGGGGAAUAUUUUACUCGUCAGAUCGUGUUACUUUUGGCAAUGAGGCUGUUUUCAAAGUCUUCUUAGAUGAAUUGAAAUUCUUGGAAACUGUUGGCAUAAAUGUAAAUAACAAACAAAUUUUCUUUGUUGUACCAGUUUUUUUAGGCGAUAACUUGGGAGUUAAUUCAAUUCUAGGCUUUCAUGAGAGUUUUUCAUCGAACAAUUUUUGUCGUGCAUGUUUUUCUCAUAAAAAUGAAACAAAAUUUAUGACUAGAGAAAAUAAGAAUAGUUUGAGAAAUGAAGAUAAUUAUAACAUACAUAUUGAAGAGAACAGUCAUGGAAUAAAAAGUUCUUGUAUGUGGAAUGAAUUAUCUUAUUACCAUGUCACUAAAAAUUUGCACUUUGAUAUAAUGCAUGACUUGUACGAAGGCAUUUGUCGUUACGAUUUCGGUAGAAUUUUGAAAUUUUUCAUAAAAGAGAAAAUUUUCACUCUGGAAACCCUUAAUAGAAGAAUCAAAUACUUUAAUCAUUCAUCUGUAGAUGUAGGUAAUAAAAUUCCAUUAAUUCCAACAACACAAAUUGAAAAGCAAAUAAUUAUUAUGUCAUCAGCAGAAAUGCAUGCAUUCCUUACCUAUUUCAGUUUUAUUGUUGGUGACUUAGUGGAUGAAUCAGAUGAGGUAUGGCAUUUUUAUCUGUUACUUUUCAAUAUAGUGCAGAUAGUGAUAAAACCAUCGAUUAAUGAAAGCGAAUUGAUAUAUUUGGAUAAUUUAAUUCAUGAGCAUCAUUCCUUGUAUAUUUCUUUGUUUAAUGAACAUCUUACCCCAAAAUUUCAUUUUCUUCUUCAUUAUUCACGAACUAUACGUAAUAUAGGACCACUUUCCAGGGUUUCUUCCAUUCGUUUCAAAGCUUUUCAUAGAGUAAGCAAGUCGUACAGUAAUGUUACAUCUUCUCGUAUUAAUCUACCACUCAGUUUAGGGGUGAAACACCAACUCAAAUUGGCCUACCGUUUUCUCCUUGGUAAUGGAAUUUGCGACAGUAUACAAUUUAGUGAAACAAGAACAGUUCCUUCCGAAACACAAGUUUCUUUUUUGAAAAGUGCUGGGUUUGAAGCAUCUUGCCUUUUCAUUAGCUGGCUUAAAUUGAAUGGCAUAAUGUUCAAAAAAGGAUUGAUUGCUCAAGUUGAUCGAGACGAUUUCGGCGAACCAGUAUUUGGAAUUAUUGAAGAAGUUUUCGUAACAGAUGACCAAAAAUUUUAUUUAGUCUAUAAGAUGAUCGAGUGUUAUGGUUUCAUUAAACAUUACGAAGCAUAUCUUGUUGAGAAAGUUCUACCAAAGAAUUAUAUUAUUAAUACAAAAUCGUUGUACUCACCUUUUUUAACUCAUAUUCAUGCUAAUGCUGAAGGAAAUAAAUUCAUUUCCUCCGUGAAACAGGAAAUGUGA